ACAGGGCACUGUGAGCCGUCGCCCACUGCUCCCCCGACAAGCCGCUCAACGACCAGCAGCCCAACAACAGUCACGACCGGCACGUGUGAGCCACAUGACGACCAUUGGCAUUGCCCACCAGGUGUCACACCUCCCGCCACGCCGCCUGCUCCCUCCUCGAGCGGUGCUGGUGCUACUAGUCUGCCCCCUCCAGCACCCACUUGCGAAGCCCAUGACGACCACUGGCACUGUCCGCCAGGUGUGACUCCGCCCGUUACGCCGCCUAGUCCGGGCAGCUCUACCAGCCUACCUCCUCCAGCUCCCACGUGUGAGGCUCACGACGACCACUGGCACUGCCCACCAGGUGUUACUCCCCCUACUACGCCACCUACCCCUUCCGCGGGCGGCGGUGGUGCUGUCAGUCCACUCCCUCCGGCUCCCACCUGUAAACCCCACGAGGGUCAUUGGCACUGCCCGCCCGGUGAAUCUCCACCCAGCACACCGCCGACUCCUUCCUCCGGCGGCGGUGUCACAAGCCUACCACCUCCCGCUCCGACCUGCGAAGCCCACGACGACCAUUGGCACUGCCCACCGGGCGCAUCUCCGCCCUCGACCACGCCACCAUCCUCUGGCUCCGGGCCUGGAGGCGGCGGCGGAUCUGGAGCUUCGUGCGAGCCCCACGAUGACCACUGGCACUGUCCCCCAGGCGUGACACCUCCCGCCAGGCCCUCUAGCACUUUGCAGACCUCGUCCAGGUCUUCCCCCGCGACGGGCACAUCACGGACAGCACCCGCGCCCGUCGCCACGGCCGGCGCCAGCAGGCCUCUAGCGGCUGCCUCUUUGUUCGUUUGGUUGCCCGCGGGCCACCUGGCAUCAUCGCUGCUGUUUGCAAUAGCUGUCGGGAUCAUCUGA
Pyricularia oryzae 70-15 is the source of this 891-nucleotide messenger RNA. RefSeq lists its product as uncharacterized. NCBI's taxonomy places the organism in Eukaryota, Fungi, Ascomycota, Sordariomycetes, Magnaporthales, Pyriculariaceae. The transcript has a single exon. The record is from RefSeq and is a predicted model, not a curated record. The annotation marks the transcript as partial.